CUGGCGGCGGUGUGUGUCUGCAGGAGUUCAUAAGAGCAGCUCUGACUGAAGGCCUCACAGAGCGCAGGCCUACUGGCGGCAGUGGCGCGCGUGAUUCGCUACUUUUGUGUUUGUACAUUAAAUGAGUACAGCUUAAAUUAGCCCCACCACCAGCUGAUUUAUUUGGUAUUUUAUUUGAAAUUACAUUUAGAUUAAAAUUAUACAUAAGUGCGCCUCUUUCGGCUAAACUGAAUAUAUGCUUUUGUAUGUGGUGUGGAAUCUGCCGAACUGAACCCCGCGCUGACCUAGCAUGCGGCUACUUCCUUGUUAGUGAGUCGGUGUGUGAGGCGACAAGAAGUUUCAGCCCCGCUUAAGUAUGUGUGGAUUUAGCUGACAUUUUCCAUGGGAUUUUCCCUUCAGAAUCCUCGCCAGGCGCAGAAAACACGCCGUUUCUAACUCUUCACCGGGAGGACCGCGCUAUGGAGGCGGAUUUAACGGCUGUUGUGCGGCAGAUUCGCUAAGUUAGCACAGGCUGCUAACACCAGCUUUUCUUCAUAUGCGCGGAACUGGAUUAUAACUCGAGCUUUUAUUGACUUCUGCGAGCGUUUCACGCGUUUAUCCGACUGAUGAGCGUCGGGAUGCUUCGAUGCGACGGAUCGGCUGUGCUGUGGACGGGACCGGGUGCCGUGUGAACGCAGACACGAGCCGAGCAGCGCUUAAAGUGGAUUCAAAUGUUGUGCUUUGUUUGCCGGGGACUGGAACUCGAGCACUUCAGAGCGAGAAAAGUGGAAUAUUAAAUGCCUAACCCGGAGAUCAUUCCCCGCGAGGGCCGAGGGAGAAGCCCGCCGCCACAGAGGAGCCAGCGCGAGGCGCGACGGAGCAAGAGCCACCGGGAGAGACACCGGGAGAAGGGGCGGUCGUCGUCCUCCUCCUCCCGCAGGAAGAAGCACAAGCACGCCCGGGAGAAGCAGCAGCAGCAGUGGCAGCAGCAGGAGCUGCUUUAUGAUGGCGACGCGCGGACUUUAGUGGAGUACGACGACGUGAGCUCGCAGUCCGAGCGCUUCUCCGGGAGCCCGUCGCCCAGAACCGACACGCUGUCCGCGGAGCGGCUGAGCGAAGCCGAACUUCAGGACUCCACGCCGGGCAGGAGGGAGCAGAACUCUUCCUCUCGGAGGAGCGGCGGAUCGGCGGAGAAAGGCCGGCAGGAGAAGGAGAUGAAGCGGAACCGCUCCGGCCGCGAGCAGGACGCGGCGUUCAAGUCCCGCAGCGGCGUGAGGAAUCACGACAGUAACGGCAGGAAGCCUUCAGCCGCGUCCCAAGCGGACAAAAAGGAGUCUAAGCGCCACAAAAGCAAGUCCAAACCUGACAAGGACCCUCCGUCUGCGUACAGGGAACCGCCACAAGCUUACCGGGACGAGCGGGAGGAGCUCCGGGCCUACCGGAGGAGCAGUCCGAGCUUCAAAGCGGCGGAUAGUCCUUACGGGACGUCUUAUUCCUAUGGAUACCAGUCCCCGAACACAAACUACCCGUUUAUUUCCAGGAGGAGCCCCCGGAGGCUGUCUCCCAGCUCGACCUACUACGGUCGGGAGUCGGAGCUGUACGGAGCCUCUAACGUGUCGAAGUCACCGAGCUCGUACUCGAGCAGUAAGAGGAAGCGCUCGCCGUCCAGCCCGUACUGGCGCCGGUCUCCGAGCUACGGCCGUCACAGCCCCUACGAGCAGGGCGAGUUCACCGGCAGCCCGUUCGGCCAGCGCAGACGCUCCAGGAGCCCGUACAGGAAGUCGCUGAGCCCCAGCCCGGACGGCAGGCGGACAGGAAAGUCUCGCAGCAGGAGCCCGUACCAGUCCACGCGUCAUUCUCGCUCACGCAGCCGCCACCGCCACUCGCGGUCCCGCAGCCGCCCCUCCAGCCUGUCGCCCAGCACCCUGACCCUGAAGAGCAGCCUGGCCGCCGAGCUCAGCAAGCAGAAGAAAGCGAAAGCCGCCGAAGCCGCCCGCGUCAAGAACUCCAGCAACACCUCCACCCCGACCAAGGGCUCCUCGUCCUCCUCCGCCGCGCCUCAGCCCAGCCCCGUCACCAAUCACGCGCCCAAGAAGAGCAGACCGCCCUCACCGCCGCCCGUGACCGAGAAGGGCCCCAGAACUCCAGUGUCCAGCCAGCCACAGUCUCCUGUGGAUCGACCCGCCAAGAGGAGCUCGGACGCCUCGCAGUCCGGCAGAGACGCCAAGGGAAAGGAGGACAAAAAGAAAGGAGGACAGUCCAUGCAGGUUAAAGAGAAGGAGCGAGAGAAAGCAGCUGCUCCGGCUGUGGCCUCUCUCCCACCGGCACCCAACAACCUGGAUCCGGUGGACGGAAGCGACAGUAGCUUGAAAGACUCCUCAACAACCGCAGGGAAGAAAAACUACAGACCAGAAAGGAAAGCCCGUCAGCUCCUCUCAGACCUCCCCCUUCCUCCAGAGCUCCCAGGCGUCACCCCCGGUUCACCCCACAGCCCACCUGACGAUAAAAAGACGCACAUCCCGCGGAAGAGACCAAAAAUUUGUGGCCCACGCUUCGGAGAGAUCAAGGAAACGGAGAUAGACUGGGGGAAGCGGUGCGUCGACAAGUUUGAAAUCAUUGGGAUCACUGGAGAAGGUACUUAUGGGCAGGUGUACAAAGCCAAGGACAAAGACACUGCUGAGUUGGUGGCCCUAAAGAAGGUCCGUUUGGACAAUGAGAAGGAGGGUUUCCCCAUCACAGCCAUCAGGGAGAUCAAGAUCCUGCGGCAGCUCAACCACAAGAGCAUCAUCAACAUGAAGGAGAUCGUCACCGACAAAGAAGACGCCUUAGACUUCAAGAACGACAAAGGGGCGUUUUACCUGGUGUUUGAGUACAUGGACCACGACCUGAUGGGCCUCCUGGAGUCGGGCCUCGUACACUUCAACGAGAGCCACAUCAAGUCUUUCAUGAGGCAGCUGCUGGAAGGACUGGAUUACUGCCACAAGAAGAACUUCCUGCACAGGGACAUCAAGUGCUCCAACAUCCUGCUCAAUAACAAGGGUCAGAUCAAGCUGGCAGAUUUUGGAUUGGCCCGUCUGUACAACUCUGAAGAGAGUCGGCCCUACACCAAUAAGGUGAUCACUCUGUGGUACCGCCCACCCGAGCUGCUGCUAGGAGAAGAGAGGUACACGCCUGCCAUCGACGUGUGGAGCUGCGGGUGCAUUCUGGGAGAGCUUUUCACAAAGAAGCCCAUCUUUCAGGCCAACCAGGAGCUAGCACAGCUAGAACUCAUAAGUCGUAUCUGCGGCAGCCCUUGCCCCGCCGUGUGGCCAGACGUCAUCAAGCUGCCCUACUUCAACACCAUGAAACCAAAGAAACAGUACCGGCGGAGACUAAGGGAAGAGUUCGCUUUUAUUCCUCUGAUGGCCCUGGAUUUGUUUGACCAUAUGCUAGCGCUGGACCCGAGCAAACGCUGCACUGCAGAACAAGCUCUCAACAGCGACUUCCUCAAAGAUGUGGAUCCAGCCAAGAUGCCCCCGCCUGAUCUCCCUCUUUGGCAGGACUGCCAUGAACUGUGGAGUAAGAAGCGGCGGCGGCAGAAGCAGAUGCCGGAGGAGCUGAGCGCCCCCAGCCCCCGGAAGGAGCUGGGCCUGGACGACAGCCGCAGCAACACGCCACAGGGCUUCCCUGCCGCUGCGGGACACAAAGGUCCGAGUGCUGCUGCCGCUGCGGCCCUGCUGGACCCCAAAGCUCCCAACUCACAACUGACUCAAGAACAGCUGGCUGUGCUUCUGAACCUAUUUCAGUCCAAAAGCGCCCCGGUGGGAUCGGCCCAGUUCGCCCAGACCGGUUCGAAGAUGAACCCAGAGACGCUCCAGCAACUGACAAAGGCUUUGCCUUCUGGACCACUGGAGUCUGAAAGACCCCCAGAACCGCCUCCGCUCCCCAUGGUCUCUAAACCCCCCCAGCCGCCUCCAGCAGGGGGCGGAGCUCCUCGCACCCCGCCCAUGCCCAAGCCCCCUUCGCCUCCCACCCCGCAGCAGUCGGGGAAGACUGACGGAGAGGCCUCGGCCGCAGCCACGCAGACCGCCGUCACCAUGCUCCUCGCUCAGCUGCUCAAGGUCCAGCAGGGUGCGACGGGAGAGAUCAUGGGGUUCGAGGGCGCUGAGGGCGUCGUCUCAAACGCAGCAGGUCUACAUGAGAUCAAGCCUCCACCUGAGCCCAGCCCCGUCUCUCCAGUGUCUGAAGGGGGCGUCUCGUCCUCCAGGCCUCUAGAGCCUCUCUCCAUUCUCCCGCCAGACCAGAGACCCCCAGAACCUCCGGAACCGCCUCCCUGCGCAGACCUGGACUACCGGCAGGCCCCCGAGACCAAACCGGCUCCGCCCCCCUCGGCAGGCCCGGCAGACGCUCCUAGACCUCCGGAGCCGGACUAUCCGCCGCCGCCCAGGCCAGCGGAGGGACCCGGUUACGGGGCGGACUUUAGCCGGCCGCCUCCGCCGUUUCCUCACGCGGGCUUCGCAGACAGCUACCUCGGUCACAUGAUGGGGGGCGGGAUGCCCCCCCGCCCCCCUCUCGCCCCGGACGCCUUCGCUCACGGAGCAGCCGCCAGCGCGGCCGGCGCCGGAGGCGGCAGCAUGGUGUUCAGCGGAGACAAGGACCAUCGCUUCGAGUACAAUCACGUCGGCCCCGGGCCCCCGCCGCCCCCUCCGGGACAAGCCUGGACGUCGCCGUCCCAAUCCGUGCCGCUCGGGUACGUUCCCCAUGUGAACACGGCGGCGCUGCGGGGCAGAGGACUCCCUUUCUGAUCGGCACGGCCGACGAACUCACUAAGGAUGAUCGCGUCGGGACAGGAAGACUCUAAAGACACGUGCAGCGCCUCAAACCAGCACUAAACGUCUCAGAACUUGAUUUGUAAUAUUUCUGAAUAAUUUGAGGGUUGAAACUGGAGGGACGAACUGUUGGGAUGGGAAUUUUUGCGUUUCCCACUCAUACCAUUUCAUAGAGCUGUUUUUCGUUUUUCCCUCCAAUUGAUUUUUGUAAUCUAUUCUACUGCUGUCUUUUAAAUUAAAAUUGUACCUUUUUUGCGUGUGCAUUUACCGUGCAGGGUAAGUGUUUUUAUGACCUGUACCGUAACGUCUCCUGAACCGCGUGAGGACAGACUAGUAUUACCGUGUUUUGCACUACUGAAUAAAGUAGGUGGAAACAAGCGAAGGUGUGAAUGUGCUGUAUCUGCACAUGUAAAUGACCAGUAAUGUAAUUCGUUUUCUUUUAAUUUUCUUUCCCUCCUUCAGUCUUUUUUUCUUCUUCUUCUUCUUCUUUUUCCUUCCUGAUGAUUGAACGAUUAUGUCACAAGGUUAGAAUCACUGGAGGGGCUUUUAAAGACUCCAGGUCGACUGGCAGCACUUGUGUGAUCGAGCUGGUGAAUCUACUGAACACGUGAACGGAUCAAAGCUGUGUUUCUCACCGGUUCCCACCAGCUCUUGUCUAUAGCCAUUGUAAAAUUGAAAGUAAAGAGACGUUUAAAUGAUUUUCAAGGAGAUGAGCAAUGAUGUCUUUUUUUGUAUGAAGAUGUUUUCCCCCCUUUGGCAAAUGUUUAUUAAAGAAAUGCCAAUAAUGUAA
Messenger RNA from Megalobrama amblycephala (Wuchang bream), 5577 nucleotides. RefSeq names its product cyclin-dependent kinase 13 (gene cdk13). Gene Ontology annotation, biological process: positive regulation of transcription elongation by RNA polymerase II; protein phosphorylation; transcription elongation by RNA polymerase II. The record is from RefSeq and is a predicted model, not a curated record. Gene Ontology annotation, molecular function: cyclin binding; ATP binding; RNA polymerase II CTD heptapeptide repeat kinase activity. Gene Ontology annotation, cellular component: nucleus; cyclin/CDK positive transcription elongation factor complex. NCBI's taxonomy places the organism in Eukaryota, Metazoa, Chordata, Actinopteri, Cypriniformes, Xenocyprididae.